AAGGGGCUGUGACGCUGGCCUGAUCUUUAACAGAAAUCUUUGUCUUAUUCCAUCUACAGUCGCAGCUCAAUUCCAGACGCCUUUCUCCUUAGGCCAGGCGGUGAGCUGAUGGCCCAAGUUCAAGAAGCUUCCUUGCUCUCCAGCUCUUGGGUCUGCUGGAGCUCCGGAGGUGGGGGAGGAGCCUCGCCCGAGGAGGCGGUGGAGAAGGCUGGGGACACGGAGGAGGAGGCAGUGGGGGCGGCGAAGGUGUGUUCAGGCUAGGGAGCUGAGGAGAUGAAGCUGGAGCUACUACAAGAGCGUAAGCCCGCGCCUGAGGAGAACUUGACAUGGAGUGGCAGCGGCGGCGACGAGAAGGUGCUCCCUUCUACUCCCCCUCGCUGUCAGAGCAGCUGCUCGUCCCUUUGCCCGCGCCGCAAGCCUCGCCCUCGGCCCCAGCCCCCUGCCCGCUCCCGAGGCCCCCCCGGGCCUUCGGCCCUACCCCUGCCUCCAGCCGGUCCUUUCCCUCUAUCUCUGCCCCUGCCCCGUCCCUGGCGCAGAUCUUGGCGUAGAUCUCGGCCAGGGUCCAGGCCCCAGACAUGGCGAAGCUGUUCUGGUGACCUGGGCGGCUCUGGGGAUCGAGGUGGCUUAGGGGACUGGUUGCUGGAGUUGGAGUUUGAUCAGGGUCCCACAGGCUGCUCUCAUGUGGAGAGCUUUAAAGUAGUUAAGAACUGGAAGAAGAACCUGCAGUUGAUCUACCAGCGUUUUGUUUGGAGUGGGACCCCAGAGACUAGGAAACAUAAGGCAAAGUCGUGCAUCUGUCAUGUGUGUAGUACCCAUAUGAACAGACUCCACUCUUGUCUCACCUGUGUCUUUUUUGGCUGCUUUACCGAGAAACAUAUUCAGAAACAUGCGGAAACAAAACAGCACAAUUUAGCUGUAGACCUCUAUCAUGGAGUUGUAUAUUGCUUCAUGUGUAAGGAUUACAUAUAUGACAAAGACAUAGAACAGAUUGCCAAAGAAACGAAAGAGAAAAUUUUGAAAUUAUUAAUUUCCACCUCAACAGAUUUUUCUCAACAACAGUGUAUGACAUCAGGUGUUGAAGAGAAGCAAUCAACCUGUGAGUCAAAGGAACAGGAGCCAAAACUGGUGAAACCCAAGAAAAAGAGGAGAAAAAUGUCAGUCUAUACUGUAGGCCUGAGAGGGCUGAUCAAUCUUGGGAACACUUGCUUCCUGAAUUGUAUUGUCCAGGCACUUACCCAUAUUCCUCUACUGAAAGAUUUCUUCCUCUCUGACAAGCACAAAUGUAUAAUGACAAGCCCCAGCUUGUGUCUUGUCUGUGAAAUGUCUUUGCUUUUUCAUGCUAUGUACUCUGGGAGCCGAACUCCUCACAUUCCCUAUAAAUUGCUGCACCUGAUAUGGAUUCAUGCAGAACACUUAGCAGGGUACAAGCAGCAGGAUGCCCACGAGUUCCUUAUUGCAAUAUUAGAUGUGCUGCAUAGACACAGCAAAGAUGAUAGUGUUGGGCAGGAGGCCAAUAACCCCGACUGCUGUAACUGCAUCAUAGACCAAAUCUUUACAGGUGGCUUGCAGUCAGAUGUCACAUGUCAAGCUUGCCAUAGUGUCUCCACCACAAUAGACCCAUGCUGGGACAUCAGUUUGGAUUUGCCUGGCUCUUGUGCCACGUUCCGUUCCCAGAGUCCAGAAAGGAAUGACAGCACAGUGAGUAGGGAUGACCACAUACCAGGAAUCCCCUCACUAACAGACUGCCUACAGUGGUUUACAAGGCCAGAACACCUCGGAAGCAGUGCCAAAAUCAAAUGCAGUAGUUGCCAAAGCUACCAGGAAUCUACCAAACAACUCACAAUGAAGAAAUUACCCAUUGUGGCCUGUUUUCAUCUCAAGCAGUUUGAACAUGUUGGCAAACAGAGGCGAAAGAUUAAUACUUUUAUCUCCUUUCCCUUGGACCUGGACAUGACUCCAUUUUUGGCCUCCACUAAAGAGAACAGAAUGGAAGAAGGCCAGCCACCAACAGAUUGUGCACCCAAGAAGAAUAAGUAUUCUUUGUUUGCAGUGAUUAAUCACCAUGGAACUUUGGAAAGUGGACACUACACCAGCUUUAUCCGGCAACAAAAGGACCAGUGGUUCAGCUGUGAUGAUGCUGUCAUCACCAAGGCUACCAUUGAGGACUUACUCUACAGUGAAGGAUAUUUACUAUUCUAUCACAAACAGGGUCUAGAGAAAGACUAGUCUUAUCAGACCACUUACCAAAAAAAGUAAAAGAAAUGAAUAGGCAAGGAUCCUGAAGUGACACACACACCUACCUGGAAUGAACAAUGACAGUACCCAUACAACAACCAGCACCUCUUGAAAAACACAAAAACCUGUCUGAAAUGGACAACGAUAACAGCAUCUAUAUGACAAUUAGCACCUUGUUAUAAAGAACCUAUUUUACCAUGGCUUAUGGGUCUGUAAGAGGGAAAAGAAUACUGACUAGUGACCAUUCAGCCUUAAGAAAUGGGAGGAGGUAAAAGAGGUUGAAAAUGGUCACAUAAAGCAUAAUUAAGUGAAAAGAAUGCUUUAGGUGGGGAGAGUGGGACUAGAGAUGUUCUGGCACUACUAUAUGUCAUUUGUUUCUACACAAAUACUGUGGGAGGUCGGGGAGUAUUCCUUCAUCAGCAAAAAGCUUCACAGUUGGUGUUCUAGCUGUGGCUGACCAGUCAAAUAGUUUGAAAAAAAAAAAGAGGAUAUU
Molecule: messenger RNA, 2728 nt
Organism: Ceratotherium simum simum (southern white rhinoceros)
Lineage: Eukaryota; Metazoa; Chordata; Mammalia; Perissodactyla; Rhinocerotidae
Gene: USP51
Product: ubiquitin specific peptidase 51
Biological process (GO): protein deubiquitination
Molecular function (GO): cysteine-type deubiquitinase activity
Source: RefSeq, a predicted model, not a curated record